AUGUCUGGCUAUCGUGGAGCUCCUAUGGCUGGCCCCAGCGGCGGGCAAUAUCAGCCAGGCUUUGUGCCUCUGCCAUCACGCGGCUCAGUCUCUAUCCCACAGCCACAGCCACAGCCUCAGUCUCAGUCUCAGGUUCGGGCUCAGGACGAAGACGCGUUAGAGCUUGAGAUAGAAUACUUGAAAGAACAGCUUGAGCAUUCUGAGCUUCAGCGCGAGUGUAUCCAGAACCGACUCGACACUGCACGGGCUCAGGAGCGUCACGACCACGACAUGAUUGAAGGACUGCAGGCUCGUAUCAGAGAGCUGGAGGAGAUGCUCCAGCGUCAUGGCAUCGAGGAUCCCAAGGCUUCUUCUAUGGCUCUCGUCCGUGUGAACUCCGAUACUGAGGGGUACGCAGACCCAGCAUCCGGCAAUGGAAGCGGGUCAGCAUUGCGGAGAAUGUCGAUGCAGGAGCAUCAUGAUAUGUCGCCAUCUACUCGAUACCAGAACGUCUUUGGCCAGCCACCGCCACGAUUUAACUUGCAAGCUGCUGCUGUUUCCAAAGUAGGCGGCAACAAGAUCGAUGGAGCAAAUCAAGCUCACUUUAGCUUGUCAAGUUCAAACCUCAACUCUGCUGCUGGCACUGGCACUGGCACUGCUAGCGGAUCUGGAGGCACGCCAUCUUCACCCGAUGAACAAAUCGCCUCCUUUGUUUCGAUGAUUGGUAGGCAGCCCCAACAGAUCAUCCAUACCCGAGACCCGCAAUUUGACGGAGGUGACUUCGCGAGCCGUCUGAUCGGGCUGUGGACGGCAUCGAAAUGUUUCGCAACGAAGUAUACCAACACGACUUUCAUGUACAACGAGAAUGCAACGGGACAGGACCUGCGUGCAUUUCUUAGCCUUGCGUGCGACAAAUCCACCGACUUGCUGAGUGACGUAUCGACCCGGUUCUUGAUGGUUUCCAAGGCAAUCAACUGGUUUAUCACGAAGACGGUCCUGAAGACGAGUGUUGUAAACGGUUUUGAUCCCGCCGUUGACUCUGAGAUCAAACAGAUGGCUACUCAUCUCAACUCAGCCACCCCUUUUACGGUGAAAAACGCCAUGAUCCAGGGAAUCGGGCAGCACAUCCUCGUUCUCCGCAACCGUCCACUGUUCGACAACUUCUUCAACAAGCGUACUCACGAACAUACUCAGCAUCUUUUCCAGCUGCUGUCUCCACUGAUCUUCUCCCGUGAUCAAGCUGCGUGGUGCGAUCUCGCAGACCUCAUGGUCGAGGCACACGAGCUCGCCUUGAACAUGCACUCUGGCCCGUACGAGUUCAAAUUCCUCCAUCCGAUGAGCCACCAUGUCUUUGACCCGACGUACAUGACGGACCACAAUGCCGGAAUAGACGAGGACUGGGGAAUGCAGCAAGCCAAGAGACAGUACACCAUAAAGCUUGCCAUUACGCCGGUCCCGUUCUUCAGAAACGUGACCCUUCAACCUCAGUCACCACUUCAAGUUUUGCAUCUUGGAGAUGUUAUUUUGGGCCCCGAGAUGAUGCGCCGUGCGUAG
Molecule: messenger RNA, 1533 nt
Organism: Microsporum canis CBS 113480
Lineage: Eukaryota; Fungi; Ascomycota; Eurotiomycetes; Onygenales; Arthrodermataceae
Exons: 2
Coding region: 1-1533 (510 amino acids)
Source: RefSeq, a predicted model, not a curated record